GUGUGCUUGCUGACGUUUACGCAGUUUGUGACGCGCUCGGCAGACGCGUGCCCAGAGAUGUGAGUGUAAAAUUGCGAAAUUAAGGAUAGUCUUUAGCAGGAAAUGACAUCUGGCGAAUGGGAUCUGUGUGCGCUGAAAGCGCUCGAGGAAGAGGAGCAAAAGGAGUUUCUGGCACUCAGCCAGAGGAAUCUCUUUGAGGCGCCCCUUCCAACAGGUGGUCCUGAAAAUGGCAGCAUUAGCUUGGCCAAUGCGAAUGCUAAGCCAGCCCUGACCUAUGCGCAACUGCAUCCACAUCUUCUCAAGUUGCCCACCAUCGAUGAAUGCCAGCUGAUAGCCACCAAACGUCAUUCGCCAGGCAGUGUGGCCAGCAGCGCCCGCUUAAAGUUUUCCCGCGCGCUCUCCCUUUCAGCGCACUCCCUGUCACCGCGAGCUGGUAGCGUUGGCGGCAUCGGCGGCGGUGGCGGUGUCGGUUUUGGCAAGAAACUCAAGGCACGUCUUGUGGGUGCCAAAUCUAGCGGAUCGCUGUCACCGUCCCGCCACUCUCAUAGCUACAGUGUCUCACCCGUGUAUACUCCACCGCCAAUGCGGCGCUGUGCCACGCUGCAUCACACGCAACCGGUACGUAAAACCUUCAAGACGCUGCAACAGUUGGAGCGUCAGAAGCGUCAGAGUCAUGCAACGCAGGCGUCGACGCCGCCGCAGUUGCAGCGUAUAAUGGGCACCAACAAAACAUAUUGGAAGUACGGCGCCAACUCUACGGCCGCCUCAAUUAUUGGUCAGCGGGCGCGAUUGCAGCAGCAAGAACAGCAGCCGAGCGAACUGGAGUCCACCACCUCGGACGAACCUAAUGUGGAGACACUGGAAUCUGAAGCAGCCGACAGCGCCACAGAGACGGGCUCGUGCAGUGUGCCGUUGCCGCCAGCGGACUCCAAUGAGCUGCUGCGUCUUAGCCUAAUGUUAACCGCAGCCAGCUCGGCUGUGACUGUGACUGCCUCAGCAGCGGCAGCAGCAGCAACUGGUGGGCCAGGCAGGCGCUAUCAGGCCCACGGCGUUGGCGAGGACGAUGUCAAUGCCGAAACUGUUGCUUACGAAGCUUUUCACAGGCCCAAAAGCUUUGAGCACUCGCUCUUACGUGGUGCUAACUUAACAUUAACAGCGCAAGAGAGUCACAGUCCUGGCCCGAGCCCCAGCCGCAAUCGGCCAAUGCAAUCCACAGGCGGCAAGCGCAUAUUAAAGUCCACUUCCCUGGAGGCGGCCGCUACGGGGGAUGGUGCUGUUGACUAUCAGCAACAGCAACAACAGCAACAGAUUAUUGGUCAGCCGCUGGCCAUGAUGGGCAUGACAGCCGCCACAAAUCAGCUGGCUGAGAGUCAAACAGCCGAAGCUCGUUAUCUGCCACGGGAACGAGAAGGCGAUUGGGAGCACGGAUUGGGACGUAAGCAAGUCAAAUAUCAUCAGGAUUUGAGCGUUGCCUGCUAUGGGCAUAAGGUGACGCUAGCCGGCGCCACCAUUGAAGAUGAGCUGGAACAUCAUAUCAAGCAUUGCUCAUGCUCCUGCAAUCACAUGGGCUACGGCAAUUCAAUGGACUACCAGACAACCGGGUUUGGCGGGCUGCCAGACGUAACGGAGCACUCGAACAUACGCCGUACACUCUCCCGCCAGAACUCGAUCUCUAACAGUGAUUCAGGCGGAGAGAUUGCCAGCAUCCAGAAGUCCAAGGGCUUUGGCAGUGCGAUGACGGGCGGAGUCGUCGUUGGCAGCGAUAUCGCUGGAAUCGCUCUCGAAACAAAGUCGCCCACCUCUUUGGCAACGGAAGCGGCAGCGACAGCCGGUGGCUCCGGCAAAGCAAAGGGAAAGACUACCCGCAAGGCAAGAAACAGCUCAGGCGCCGCCCACAAGACGCGACGCGGCUCUUGGAUGGUGGCUCUGACCCUGGUGAGCGCCAUCUGCCUGCUGGCUAUAGCAGCUACACUGGCCUACCAACACUUUCUUAUGUCGCCCAGUCGAAACUCUCACGCGCAAAGACUACGAAUCGUUAGGCGCAUCCUACGUGAAGUACCGCUCGUCGACGGACACAACAACUUUGCCUGGAACGUGCGCAAGUACGCGCACAGUAGCCUGGAGCUGGUUCAUCUAAGCCACGACCUUGAUCACAAGUCGAUGUGGGCACGCCCGACGUGGGCGCAAACAGAUAUGGAACGACUUAAGCAAGGACUUGUCGGUGUGCAGGUCUGGUCUGCAUACGUGCCAUGCGAGGCGCAGGGCUUGGAUGCGGUCCAGCUGGCACUGGAGCAAAUCGACAUUGUGCGGCGGCUGUCUGACAUGUAUGCAAGAGAUACGGUGUUGGCGACAUCCUCGCAGGAGAUAGUGGCCACGCACAGGCGCGGCCUCCUGGCCUCGCUGAUCGGCAUCGAGGGGGGCCACACAAUCGGCUCUUCACUGGGCGUGUUGCGCUCUUUCUAUUCGCUGGGUGCACGCUACCUCAGCCUGACGCAUCGCUGCGAUGUGUCCUGGGCUGGGUCAAGUGCCUCCCCACUGGAGCAGGGCCUGUCGCCCUUUGGCAAGGCCAUUGUGCGGGAAAUGAAUCGUCUGGGCAUGAUGAUCGAUCUUUCACACAGCUCGGAUGCAACGGCGCGUGAUGUGCUUCAGGUGACACGAGCACCCGUCAUCUUCUCUCAUUCGGCAGCACGCCAGCUGUGCAACUCGACGAGGAACGUGCCCGAUGAUAUAUUGCGUUUGGUGGCCGAGAAUGGUGGUCUCAUCAUGCUGAGCUUUGACCCAGAGGACGUGGCCUGCGGACGUCAGGCGCGAUUGCAGGAUGUAAUAGAACAUAUUAAAUAUGUGCGAGCCAUUGCCGGCAUUCAACACAUUGGCCUGGGUGCCGGUUACGAUGGCAUUGAGAUGCCCCCGAUGGGCUUGGAGGACGUAUCUAAGUACCCGGAGCUGCUUGCUGCGCUGUUAGAAGAUCACAACUGGAGUGAGGAGGAUGUCGCCAUGCUGGCUGGACGCAACUUUUUGCGGAUCAUGGAAACUGUAGAGACGGUACGCGACUACUGGAAGCGCGCCGCUAUUCAACCAAUCGAGCAGACGGAGCCGCAACCAAAGACACAAUGCACGUAUAUGUCGUCGUGACCACUGCCGCAGGCGGUGAGAACGCGCCGCGAUGAGCCCGUUACCGUGUCCCAUCUGGAGAGGGUCAACCCCAAUCACACCGAGAAGGCGUUAACGGGUGCGCAGCUCUGGCACCAGCUAGAGCCCAUCGCAAAUCAAACGGAAAUGCGCAGCAUGGCAAUGGCGGCCACAGCCACAACAAUGGCAACCACUUUUGCAGUCAGUGGACUUUUGCAGUAGGCAGUAAUUAUUACUCGAGCUUAACUGUCUGCCAGUCUCACUGUCCAUCUGUCUGUCUCUCUGUCUGUCGAUCCGUCUGUCUGUCCAGUAAGCUGAAAAUUGAGUUCAAUCGCUCUUCAUUUAUUUAUUAACAUACAAUAAUAUUCCUCUGACAAUGCACAGGCAAAUGGAAGUUGAAAUAACAUUAUGUUGGCACAGCAAUCAAAACGACGAAAUGACGAUAUAAAUAAAAUCAAGAAGCAUAAAAAUAAGUAUGUAAUAUAAUUAGUACGUUCAUACGUAGAAUACAAAUUUAUAUUCUGACUUACUUAAAGUAGAGAUAUAUGUGGGUUUCAUGUUUUAUUUAAAGGUUGCAAAUAAAUAAUUUAAUACGUAGGCGUACGGAAUCAGUGCUUAUUAUGUUUUAUAAUUAUAAUUAAAUUAUUUAUUGUAAAGAUAUUAAAAAGAAAAAAACAGUUAAAAUACCAGUGGCUAAAGCAUGUUAAAAA
Drosophila virilis is the source of this 3839-nucleotide messenger RNA. RefSeq lists its product as uncharacterized. The record is from RefSeq and is a predicted model, not a curated record. Gene Ontology annotation, molecular function: metallodipeptidase activity. NCBI's taxonomy places the organism in Eukaryota, Metazoa, Arthropoda, Insecta, Diptera, Drosophilidae. Gene Ontology annotation, biological process: proteolysis.